AUGGCUGGUAUUUUCUCUAUUCCGGAUGAGGUUCUAGUCUUAUUAUUAGGCCAUUUAGAUGGUCAUGAUUCGAGGUCAUUCGGAAAUACCUGUAAACGCUUCAGGAAUUUCAUACUUACAAAUAAAUUGGCAUUACCAAAACCCGUCUUGAAGUGGGAUACUGCUCAGCUUACAUUUGGUGAGAAGAUAAAUCUUUCGCGACGUCUUAAUUUUAUCUCAUUACUUAGACGAAAACGGGUUGCAAAUGCGAAUGAACUGGAGAAAUGGGAAUUUACGGAGGAAGAAUUCUCUGCAGAAUUUGCUGAACUCUUUUUUGUGAUAGCUCCGAGAGAAAUCUAUAUAAAAUGCGAAGAUUUUAACAUUAGUAUAGAAUUAUUAGUAAGGAAAUGUGUUGGAAAUCUACGAGGUUGUAAUCUAGCUCUGGAAAUGGAUAAAUGUUCGUUGAAUGAACGUGCAUUGAAGGACUUUUUCAAGCAUUAUUCCCCGUUCGGUCUGCAGUUAACAGGUCAUUUCGACAGAAGUAUAAUAUCCGAUCAGAUUUUGCCAGUUUCUUCUUUGUAUGCUCUAUAUAUUGGCGCUAAUAUGGAAACCUGCUCUAGAAUUUCUGGAAUAACCGUUCGGCGGAUUGUGAACAAUUGGUCACAACGGUAUCCUGACAAUUGCAAGGACAGGCAAGACUUAUCGCCUAUCGACAACUAUCUCCUGAGACACUUCACUAUAGAACUUCCUGGCUGUGAUUUGGAUUACAAUGAGUUUUUUGCUUUUUUCAAGGAACUGAUUCGUGUUCCUCACUGUACGAAAGAACGGAUUAUGAUUGGAAAUCUUCCAAAAGCAUUGAUUCACACUAUUUACAAUAACUUGUCAACUUUUAAUGAAGUUGGACCAGCUGUGUGGGUUGAAGAAGGAAUUUGUAAUGUUGAAGAUAUAAGAAAUCAUUCCAGCGGACAUUUAGUGGCUCACAAUUAUUUUAUUGGCUGGAAUCGCGCACCAGACCCAUCUCAGAUGUGUGAUACAGUUCGGCUGGAUUUAAGUAUUACGGUUCUGCAAUACAAGGAAGUUCUACAAAUGAAAAGAUGUCUCCUUAAUGUUUGGAUCACGUUGAGGGCAGAUAAUGCGGAACAGGAGAAGUGUUUUCCUGAAACCGCUCUGGUCAAAUCUACUACUUCACGUAAGCACAGAAGAACCACCGAGCUAUAA
Haemonchus placei is the source of this 1197-nucleotide messenger RNA. The record is from the annotation of a GenBank genome assembly. NCBI's taxonomy places the organism in Eukaryota, Metazoa, Nematoda, Chromadorea, Rhabditida, Trichostrongylidae.